Molecule: messenger RNA, 5032 nt
Organism: Lacerta agilis (Sand lizard)
Lineage: Eukaryota; Metazoa; Chordata; Lepidosauria; Squamata; Lacertidae
Gene: IL16
Product: interleukin 16
Exons: 20
Coding region: 99-4355 (1418 amino acids)
Biological process (GO): induction of positive chemotaxis; leukocyte chemotaxis
Molecular function (GO): CD4 receptor binding; cytokine activity
Source: RefSeq, a predicted model, not a curated record
UCUCCUCCAGCAGGAUAUUCAGCUGCAAUAAUUGGGACGAGGCCCUGUAAUAGCCAUGGCAAAUUGACGGGAAGCAGCAGAUUACCGGGUGGGCGAAGAUGGAGCGACAGAACAGCGCAAAGAGUCGGAAGUCGAAAACCCUGCGCUCCAUUUCACGCUCCCUCAUCCUGUGCAAUGGCAAGAACAGCGACGACGGAUCGAGCCCCGAGGAGAAGUACCCCAAUCCCUUCGAAACGCAGGCCAACUGGGGUCAAGAGGGAAGCGACUACUGCCCUCGGCUUCAAUUAACGUGCGCAUCGUCAAGCGAGGACAGCCCUCCUGAUCCUUUUAUGAUCACCAGCAUGAUGCAGCUGAGGGCUGCGGCCAGCGAUGGCUGCAAGAAUAUGAAGAGAAAGUUCUUCAUCAAGGACAGCUGCAUUUGGAAGCUCUGCAUAGCCACGGGGACCGAUGGGCUGGGAAUUCAAGUCUCCAGAACUCCCAACUGCUCCGCUUUUGGAAAAGAAUUCACAGUCAGCCACGUGAUUGAUGGAGGAGCUGCCCAGAGGGAUGGCCGUCUAAGCCCUGGCGACGAACUUCUCACUGUCAACGGACAAUCUCUUAAGGAGCUCUCCAGCAAAGAAGAGGAGUCGCUCAUCCGGUCGGCAAAAGGCCUGGUAAACUUAGUCAUUGCUAACAAGGAAUCCUCAGUUUGCUCUCGCAAAGAACAGCCUGUUAAACAAGACGUACAAAACGGCUCCAUUCUACAGACGAAAGCAAAAUGUCAGAGGACUCGCAGCAAUUCAGCCAGUGUGAGUCCAUACUGGAUAGGGGAAAUUGACAGCCCCAUGGCAAAGAAAUCAGCCUCCCGAUACAGACAGUCCCAUUCUCUGUACAGCAACAGGAAGUCUCUCUCUCAGCAGCUGGACACCUCAGCAGGAAGAGCCUCUGUAAACCCCCUUUCCAGGUCUUCGCGGUCGCUGAGUACAGCCCAGCUGAUGCAUGCAACGUGUGGUCUUCAAGCCUCUGUAAUCUCCAAUAUUGUUUUAAUGAAAGGCCAAGGGAAGGGACUGGGUUUCAGCAUUGUGGGUGGCAAAGACAGUAUUUAUGGCCCCAUUGGCAUAUAUGUGAAGACCAUCUUUCCUGGAGGAGCUGCUGCUGCGGAUGGAAGGCUGCAAGAAGGGGAUGAAAUCCUGGAACUGAAUGGAGAAUCAAUGCACGGACUCACGCAUCAUGAAGCUUUGCAGAAAUUCAAGGCCAAGAAAGGUCUUCUCACACUCACGGUCCGAACUAGCCUCAGCACCCCACAUUCUGCCGCAAGCUACUUAUCCUCCCACCUCUGCCGUUCCCUGAGCACCAGCAUGUGUAUCACCAAGGAGAACAGCUCCUUUGGCUCGGAAGUCACCACUUUCCCCUUGAACUCUGCCAACCCCAAUGACAGGAUCAUUAUGGAAGUUUCCCUAAAGAAAGAGGCUGGCGUGGGUUUGGGCAUCGGAUUAUGCAGCAUCCCUUAUUUUCAGUGUAUAUCGGGAAUAUUCAUUCAUGCCCUCUCUCCAGGCUCUGUAGCUCACAUGGAUGGAAGGCUCAGGUGCGGAGAUGAAAUAGUGGAAAUCAACGAGGCAUCGGUCCAAAACAUGUCACUCAAUGAGGUCCAUGCAGUUUUAAGUCAUUGCAAUCCCGGUGCUGUGCAGAUUAUCAUCAGUAGACACCCUGAUCCUCAGGUUUCUGAACAGCAGCUAAAGGAGGCUAUUUCACAAGCGGUGGAGAGCAACAAGUUUGAGAGGGAGAGGUACCAGUGGCGGACAGAAGGUGUUAAAAGCCUGGAAAACAGCUGGCACAAGAGACCUCCAUGUGAAAAAUACUCAGAGAGGAAUAAUGCUCAUUCCAGCCACCGCUCCCAAAAGCUUAUGAUCCGUUCCAGCAGCGACAGCAGUUACAACCCCAGGCCAUCAUGUGGCAACGGCCUUCCCUACCAGCUGGCUGAUAUGAAAGAAAAAGGACACAGCAUCGAUGCACCGAUUACAAGGCAGCCUGGCUCCUUGUAUUCUUCCUCUAGAACUAGCCUGGAGAAGGAUUCCUCCCCACCAACGCUGAAAGAAGCCGGUCACCUCUUGCAAAAUACAAAAAGGUCAGCGGAGAUCCUUGUCAGGAAACCCAGGUCCUCAAAGCCCAAACCUCCGCCAAGGAAGUAUUUCAAGCAGGAUUGCACCAGCAGCGAGCAGGCGAGCAGAGAAGCGAAUGAGAAGCCCGAGCUGCAAGGGGACGGGAGCCCACCUCCGUCCAACGCUCAGGAAGCAGAAGACCUGCUGCGGCAGAGAAAUAAGACAGUUGUCACUCACGGUGCUUUUGCGAGCUCUUUAGUACCCAGAGCUUCAGAGCAGCCAGAUGCCUAUGUCGGAGCCUCAGCCCAAGACAGAAAAACCAGCAAAGGGAAGACUCUUUCACCAGCUCAACGGCCUGCACUCAGAAGGCAGGCACAGGUAGAUUAUAGCCUUGAGGCUACAACUGAAGACCCUUGGGUUCGAAUUUCGGACUGCAUCAAAAGCUUGUUUAACCCCAGCAUGUCAGAAGGCAGCUGCCCCUUAAACUUGCACCCAACCAUUGACCCAAAUGAAGGGAACCAAACCUCUAGCUGCUCGGAAGCAGCCCUGCAGAGAUCAGACACGGAAGAGGGUGACUCAAAGGCACCCAGGUCGUCCGACGAAGGCGACUUUGCUAAGAAAGGGCCGCCAGUAGCCCCUAAGCCAGCCUGGUUUCGCCAGAGCCUGAAAGGGUUGAAGAAAGGAAAUUCUGAUGCAGCAGCCACCAGAAGCACCGCUGAGCACCAGAGCGUCUCUGACAAUGAAGUGGGUUCUACUUCGAAGAUAAUCCGGGCCUCGCCUAGAGGGUCAUCCAUAAAGCAAAGAAUAAGCUCAUUCGAAAGUCUGGGCACUCCUCAGUCUCCAGAAAGAGGAAACAGAAAACUUCUAUCAAUGCAGAACGAAAGAUCUUCCAGUAGGAGGGAGCCAAACUCGGCCACAGUUCAUCCUAAACAAGUUCCCAGUGAGAGUGUUGACUUUCAAGGUCCUGAACACAGCCACCUUCGGCCAUAUCCGGAUGCCACUGGCCUAGAUUCGUUGUCUUGUUCAAGAGGGGACUAUGCCCCGAGUCCAAAAGCAUGUAGCAGUAUCCCCACUGAAUCUUCCUUGACAUCAACACCAUUACAAGGUCCGGAGCCCAUCUCACCGGUCGCCAAAGCACCCAGCAAAAGAGCCCGGAGUUUCCCACUUACCUUGGCCCAAUCUUGCGAGAUGCAGAAAAUGGACGGAGAGAAAUGCAGCAAGAUCUAUUCCAUCAGCAACCACUUCUCAUCGGCUCUAAUGAAAUCGUUGCAUUCCCUUCCUCAGUCCCCGCUGUGUUCUGGGAAAAACCCACGGAGGCCACACAAUGGGUCACCAACCCCCCAAACAGAAGAAAAUGGGACAGCUCUCGUGCACACGCAUGAAGCUCAUUCUUCGGAUACCAGCUUUUCUCUUAACCUCUCCGAGCUGAGAGACUACAGUACAAGUCGGUCAGGCAGCGAAAAGGAAGGAAACAAGACGGAGCACUCUUCUCCUCAACCUUUAGGCGCCUCCUCAAGACAGGCUGUCAUAUCGCUGCUCACCCCUGAAGAACUGGAGAAACUUAUGGAGGAGGUGAAGUCCUUAGACGAGGCAACGUUAAAGCAACUCAGCGACAUCCAUGUCACAAUUCUCCACAAAGAAGAAGGCGCUGGUCUUGGUUUCAGCUUAGCAGGCGGAGUAGACCUAGAAAACAAAGCCAUUACCGUCCACAGAGUUUUCCCCAGUGGGCUUGCAUGCCAGGAAGGAACUAUUCAGAAAGGCGACGAGGUCUUAUCGAUAAACGGGAAGUCGCUCAAAGGCACCACUCACAACGAAGCGCUGGAGAUCUUGCGGAAUGCCCGUCAUCCGAAGCUGGCAGUCAUCGUCACGAGAAAACCCAAAGAGGCUGAAAGGAGCCCCAAUGUGUCCAUCACAUCCUCCGCAUCCAUAGGAAGUGAAACUUCAUUGGAGUCUACAUCUGAAGACCUGAUCUUCACAGUUAUACUGGAGAAGACAUCUGCAGGUUUGGGUUUCAGUUUAGAAGGAGGGAAAGGCUCCAUCAACGGAGAUAAGCCAAUCAUUGUCAACAGACUUUUUAAAGGGGCGGCAUUGGAACACAGCCCCGCAGUUCAGCCUGGCGACGAGUUGUUACAGGUGCACACAACUUUGAUGCAAGGACUCACUCGCUUCGAAGCCUGGAACAUCAUCAAGACGUUGCCCGAUGGACCGAUUAGUGCUGUCAUCAAGAGAAAAAACUCCAUCAGCAAAACAACUGCAUCUCUCCAUGGAGAGGAAUGACAGCAUUUUUUUUUUUUUUAAAAAGGAAAGAACAGAGCCUGAACUGCUGCCCAUGUUAAAACCAUGACCAAAAAAGCUUUCAUUUAUCAUUCAAACGCCACAGAAGACCCAGGUGCCCAGCACCAGAUGUUCGUUGCGAGCGAAGAGAAAGUUGGCCAGGACUGAGAAGAGGUGUAUGUCAAAAGCUUGGUUGGUUGUGGUCCCAGUAUUAAUAAAGCAGCUGCCAGGAGUGGUGCACUAAUUAAAAGGAGGCUUUGUUAACAAGCAACUCAAGAGCCAAAACCUGUAAAUCAGCUUGGGGGGUGAAACAGACGCUGAUGAAUUCACAUGUCUUGAUUGCAUAAUGAGUGGAUGAAGCACACUGCUCAUGCACUCACAUCUGGCAGGGAAGAAUGGCGCAUGGAAGUGGUUCUGGAUAUAUGAAUCCCCUUGAUGGAUGAGAACCACAUGUUUCGUCUAGGUGGCACGUUUAGACACGAACCACCCUCUAUCGCUGCAAGAUGUAGAAAGUGGGCGCAUGGUUUUGCCUACACUGCAACACUGACGGGAACGCAUGGCCUCAUCACUUAAGGGCCGUGCAUGGGUUGUGGGCAUAUCCGGCUCAGGGACACUUGAUUUAGCAACAUCUUUCAACUCUGUUCUAUGUUGCCCAAAUAAAUCACCACUGUUGUAAUCAC